AUGGUGGUGUUCUCGAGCAGCAGCUGCCCAUUUUGUCAGAAAGCUUUGGCGGCUCUUCGUGAUGCAGGCUACUCCCCGAAGGUCGUGGAAGAUUUCGACCGAAGCGCCCUAGGUGCCAAAUGUGGCUCCACAAGCGUCCCCAAGGUCUUUGUCAAGCAGAACUUCAUUGGAGGCUGCAACGACGGUGGAAUGGGAGGGACCUUACCCCUCCUCAAAAACGGCAAGAUCAAGGAGCAGACGAUACGCAUCGAGUACAGCGAGCCAGGCAGUCUGAACAAGGGAGAAUUUGAUUUGGUCAAGAUCUCUUCGUGGAACGGACAUCGCAUAGUGACAAAGACGUACGGCAAUUGCAAGGUCGACUAUUCCGUGACAUGUGUGGGAAAGACGGUGGCGCUGGUGUUGGAAGACUCCUGUGGUUCUCGGAGUGACAGCAGGUCUAUAUCUGAAUACCGGCAAACGAAGCUGCACACCUCUUCGUUCACAAUGUCGCACUUUAUGAGAGACCCUGAUAAAGAGAUCGAACUGCAUCUUCCCAUCAAGAAGCGUCUGGUGAUGCGAAGCGAUGGGUCCAGGGUCAUUUUCAGGCGGAUCCAGCCUCUUUCGCUGGAGGAGCAGCUCAAGAAUCCGAGCCAGCUGCGGUUCUUCGCGAGCGUUCCACGCCUAGCCAGCUGUCUUCCAGAACCUGGCGACGACAUCUUUCGCACCAGCAAGAACACAAGCAGCUUCAGUGCACAAAAGUGCUCCGCCUGCCACAACUUCCUCGAGUCGGGUUUGAAGGACAUGGGGCCGUGCACUGCUGCGGAGACGAUUGCAGGCCGUGUCCGGUGCCACCAGUUUGCCGGCAAACUAAAGAAGGAGGAUGAAGGUGUUCUGGAAACUCUGAAGCACAGCAUGGAGCACCGUGGGAACGACCUCACCAUCGAGCUGGCUUGGCAAUUGGGUUGCCAGGAUUUGGGUUGUUGUCCCUUGGAUCCUGACACUGCAGAGAUGCUUGCUACACAGGCCACACAUUCUCAAGCCGUGGAACAGUUCGCCGAAGCAGACAGGGCCAGGCGGAAGCAGGAGUUGAAGGACCUCAAGACGGAAGGGCUUGCAGAGCAUGUCCUGGACGACCCGAGCAAACGACGCCAAUUGGAGGUCCUCUUAAAAAUGAAGGCCGGAUAUGCCCGAAAGCAGUUGAAGCUGGAGAGGCAGAACGAGACGCAGGAGGACAGCGGUUCAAACGUUUCGUCGCCGACCGUCGACAUCGUAGCUUCCCAUGCCAAGGUGCCGGUCGAGGAUGAAGAUUGCCGCUGGAACUAUCGAAAGAGCCGGUGCGAACCGAAGUACGCCUGCGUCUACAAGUUUCGUUUCGGAGACUACCAGCUUGGUCACAGCUGCCGGCUGAAAGUGGACAAGUUUCGGCCAACCAGUGACGAGGACUGCCUCUGGGACUACAAGGAGGUCAGAUGCAGAAAUCCGCAGUUCUGCUCUCGUCAAUGCAACAUUGCGAGGGACCGGACCUUGGACAUGUGUUGCAAGCUGCGCAAGAACAAAACCGUGGAGCCCAACUCUGAAGAGCCUGAGAUGGCCACGGGCACGACAACGAGCAUCCCCAUCGAUGGGUUCGAGGAAGACGUAGACGAUGAGAUAGGACUACAAGCCGAUCCGGAAGAUGAGGGUCCUCUUUCAGAUGAAGACGACCGCUGGCUGAACGAAAUCGUGAGAGAUCUGGCAGCCGAUGACGACAUCGGGCUCGAAGCGGACUCUGAGCAGGUGGAACAGGAGGAAAGCCAUGGUGAAAAUGAGGACAUCGGCCUUGGAGCUGACGAGUCUGAGACAGACGAUGGCAAUGCAGGGGAGAAGGGUGGCGAAGACGAAGGCAACUGCAGAUCCCAAUCCGAUCGAACAAUCCUGAAGGGGAGUGAUGUACCGGCGCAGCUGGAGAAGAUCGGGACAGACAGCUGGAGAAUCUAUAGGAUCGUCAGGGAGAAGUCGCUGAAGUUGCACCAGGAGAGGUUCAACAUGCUUCGUGGACGUGUCCGACUGCAGUGUGAAGAAUUGCUUGUCCUUGCUCGCCAGGAAAAGAUCACCCUGAUUCUGUGGCGUGUAUCGAGGAGCACUGCACACCUGCUCUUCUUCAGUGCAGCGGCCUUCCAAAGGAAGCGCACCUUGGAUGAACUCGAUGGCUGCAAGCUAAAUUACAAAAAGACUGUGCCUGCCUUUGCCCUUGGCGGAGAGUGCUUCGACAUUUCUGGUUGGACUCUGCUGAGCGAGAAGUCCAUGUACCCUUGCGGGCUUUUGCUGAAUCUGUCGGCCUCUUCAGCUUGCACCGCUGGCGAUGAUGAAAAGAUAGCAGCACAGCUGGUGGUCAGGUCGUCCUCAGCGUUGUUGGAGAGUGAGUUGGCAGAGGAGUUCUUUGACGUCCCCGAUGUGGUUGAGCGCGCCAUUGCUGUAAGAAGAGAUUUGCAGCACGUGCUUCUGCAGUGGAAAGCUCCGCGUGACAACAACCGGUGCAUUACGCACUACGCCGUUCGUGCUUGGCCCUGGCAGCUCGCUGUCCAAGGAAGUACAGAUGUCGACAAGGCGAAACAAGUUCAGUUAACCGCUGAAGACGUGGCCUGUGGAGAGGGCGACGAUGAGGAUGUCAACUGCGCAUACCUCCUCGAAGCCCUUCCUGGCAUGCCAGCGGCCGAAGACCGGCCGCUGUUGGAUUGCCAGCGCUUGCCAAGGGCAUGCUGGGUGUCGGUGCGAGCUGCCAACGCAGAGGGAUGGGCAGAGUGGUCGCAGCCAGGCCUGGUGCUCUUUCAGGAGCAGGUAUUUGGAGAAGAUGCCGGUUCAGCAGAGGCGAGUCUUGGGGCUCGACUCCUUUCUUGGGGCGCAAGUGAGGAUGGACGCCUUGGCAGAGGUAUUGAUGCCAUUAGUCGCGGGGUUUGUGCUGAGGCUGACGUUGUGCCUGGCUUCAACACGUGCCGCCUGACCUCGCUGGCAGCAGGAGCUCACACUGCUGCAGUGAGCCCCGCAGAUCGCUUGUACGUCUGGGGCACUUUCCUUGCGGAAGAAAGCGCCGGACACAGUGUUGUGGAGGAGGACGAGGAGGUUGAGAUGCUUGCUGAGCCAGCCGUCCAACCCACCACUUUCGUCGUUCACGAUGUCCGCUGCGGCCGAUUUGCCACGGCCGUGCUUACGGCGGAGGGCUCCCUCUAUGCAUGGGGUCCGAACGAAGGACAUCAAUGUGGAGUGCCGACCGAGGCUCCAGUCGUGAAGGCUUUGACACAACUGAAGGUGCCGCGCAAAGUUCCAGUUGUCCAGCUGGCACUUGGCGAGUUUCAUGGGCUUGCGUUGACUGCAGAAGGGAGUGUACUGGCUUGGGGCGAAGCCCAGGGCCCAGAAGCGAGGCUUGCCAGCAUGGCCUUGGAAGACCCGAAGCUCCGCGGCCUGCUGCCAAGCAGCAUUAGCUUCAAGCAGCCAGAGCCGCGCUUGCUUGACAUCCCAAAAGUGGUGACAGCAAUCGCGGCCGGGGGCUACCACAGCGCAGCAAUAACGGAGGAUGGAAUGCUAUGGACCUGGGGCAGCAACAGCUACGGCCAGCUUGGCCUCGAUUGCUCACGUGCGGAACUGCCUGAGGCGAACGCUCCCCGACCUGUUCAGUUUUUUGGUCAUGCAGGCCUCCUGAAGGCUGUGAAGGUGUCGCUGGGCGGCUUCCAUUCUGCUGUGGUCGACGAAGAGGGUGCCCUCUUCACGUUUGGCGAUAAUCGGAGAGGUCAGUGUGGCCAAGGCUCAUUGGCCACACUUCCAAAGCCCACGGCGCUCCCUUUGUCAGGCCGCUGUGUCGGAGUCAGCUGUGGAGGCUUCUUCUCGUUCUUUGAGGUGGAGUCUGAGAGUGGGCCCUCGUUGAUGGUCAGCGGCUGGGGCAAGGAGGGUUGCCUGGGCUUCGGUAUGCCCUGCAAGCGGCUGCUGCAGCCCCGACCGGUGAGGCCGCCGCAAGGCUCGCGUUGGCUGUGCCUACGUGCUGGUGUGGCUCAUGUGGUCGCGCUCGUACGCUGA
Molecule: messenger RNA, 4026 nt
Organism: Symbiodinium natans
Lineage: Eukaryota; Dinophyceae; Suessiales; Symbiodiniaceae
Source: the annotation of a GenBank genome assembly